Medioppia subpectinata is the source of this 2701-nucleotide messenger RNA. NCBI's taxonomy places the organism in Eukaryota, Metazoa, Arthropoda, Arachnida, Sarcoptiformes, Oppiidae. The record is from the annotation of a GenBank genome assembly.
AUGUACUUUAUCCGGGCCUACAGUCCGCCCCCGGAGACAGAGUCUGCGAUCAAAGCACACAAAUCUCAGGACUCGACGACCAGCGCGAAAGACACCGAAGCGACUCAAUCACCGACGGUAAAACUAUUUGACCGACCGGACACACCACGGAUGGCGAUGCGGGUGCUGUUUGGCGCGUGGUUCACAACGUACGUGGUUUUUCACAUGGAAUUUCUCAAGUUUGCCGUAACCUAUUUCCAGUACUCCCGACUCCACGUGUCGGCACAGACAGCGGUGGACAUUAUCACCGUAUCGGCCGGUGUUUACACCGGGUUCACCGCUUUGAACGCCCUGAUCACACCCCGUCUGGGCGUAAACAAGGUGAUCUACGCCCAUUACACCUUGGUGGUGGUGGCGGCGUUUAUGCUUAUAGCCGGCAUGUAUAACGUGGUGUGUCUAUGGGUGGCCAGUGUUGUGAUGUGUUGGGGCUUUUCGGCCAUGUUUGCCGGUGUCUAUGCGUUUACCGAACAGUAUAUGACCAUCACGAAUAGGUUCUCUACCAUGCUCAUUAUGAGCAGGGGUGUAUUUACUCUGCUUACCCCGUUGCUCCUGGGCGAGUACAUACCGACCCAUCCCUACGUGUUUGUUGCCGUAGACUUACACAGCAUUAUAGUGGACGGAGAGGAAGACACGGAUGAGAUACUGACCGACACGGAAGACGAGGAUGUGUUGGAGAGCGCGCGGGAAACACCGGCGCCCAACAUCACGUGCAACGGUACGUUCACAGGUGACCAUGGUACAAUCACGACGCCCGGCCAUCCGGGGCCCUAUCCCAACAAAAUCACGUGCGACUGGAGUAUUACCGUUGCGGACGACAUGCGAGUGCUCUUAAUUGUCAAAGAUGUCCACUUGAGGGCGUUUGACAGGAUAUAUGUUUAUGAUGGCGCUGGCUUAAAUGGCAGAUUAUUGACCUGGUACAGACGCUAUCAGGGUAAUAAACAUAUUGUCUCGUCAACCAAUCGCAUGUUUAUUAGAUUUCUGGCCGACACACACUAUUAUACUAAAAUGGGUACACCCUUUGUCCUCACAUAUAAAGCGGAGAAAUACGGUUGCGAUCUAGCGCUAAAUGAUUCACAGGGCGUAAUACACAGCCCCGGAUACCCGACCGGGUAUUACGAGAAUUUGGUGUGCGAGUGGAAUAUACUCGUACCCCUCGGGCGUAACAUAAUCAUCAUGUUCGACGACUUUGAGACCACGGAUGAGCUGGAUUAUUUGCAUAUUUUUGGCACAAACAUCCGGGUCAGUGGCGCCACAAUACCGGCCAACUUUAUCACCCACUCAAAUAGGCUACGGCUUCGGUUCGCCACACAUUCGCAUAGCGGGUACAGCGCCGGCAAAAGAGGGUUCAAGAUAUCGUACAAGACUAAAGUGUGGGAUACAAACACCGAGUUCCUAUUGGCCGCUCACAACGCUAUCGCUAGGGUUCGCUCAAACCGUACCAAAACCAUAGCGUUCAACGGACACCGGGUGUCACAUCUCAUUGACCACGACAUCGGGCGCCAGCGAGUGGUUUGGUUUGACCGGCAAAAGCACCGCUUUGUCUACAUGACAACAACGUCUGGCAACUCUACCACAACCGCUGGUCAACAACAACAACAGCGGGAAGUCUACGCGGGCGCCGCCGGGCGGCCAAACAGUCUGGCCGUCGACUGGAUCCGAGACCGGCUCUAUUGGCUAGACAUCAUGUCUAAGACAAUCAAACUCUUGGAUUUCGCUGAUCCCAAGACACAGGUGUACACCGUAUGCGACGCCGGCGGCGAUAAUCCUCGCGAUCUGGUGCUGAACGUUGCCGUUCGGGCACUGGUUUGGAGUACAAUCGGCACAUCACCCCAACUGAUCCAAUCGCAACUCGACGGCAGUAAUCAGACAGCGCUGUAUGACACCGGACGACAGGCCUAUCAUCUGACGGUCGACUAUCAACGGCGGCGGUACUUCUUCGUGGACAUCGAUGACUGGUUUCUGUAUUCAAUCGACUUUUUGGGAUCAGACGAACGGAUGUACAUCAAGUCCAGGGAGUUCUUCGACGCCGUGCACACAAUGUUCGCCCUAAACGGUGACCUAUACCUGGCUAACGAGCACAUGGUGUAUAAAAUACCCGAAAUUGAGCUCCGAAUCGAGAGCGUACAGGUGCUCUACAAGAGUCACCGCUUUAAUGUGACCACAACUGGUCAGACGGGUUGGUCACCGACGGUGGUAGUGGUCGCCGACCAGUCCGUUGAUAUCGAUCGCCAAGAGAUUAAUGGUUUCCGUAUUGCGGAUCCGGCGUUACAGCCAAUGGCCAACGACUCGGCCAGCGAUGGCUGUCUAUUGGCCACCAAUUGCCCGAACCUAUGCCUACCGGCCGCUGGUCUGGAAUACAGGUGUCUGACACCCGAUAGUGAGCUUAUGAUGAAUAGUGCCUACGAUUACUAUUACGAUAGACCGGUGGAUAAGCUAUCGGUGGUUAACUCGGUGUUUAUCGCCCUAUUAAUUGUGGUCAAUGUGGUGCUAGCCUUGUUUCUAUGGAGGAUUAAAGUGAAUGCCAGAUCGGCAGCGGACACCCCGGUGCUCAUGUCUGGUCUGGUUAAUAAUGGCGGCAAUCAUGUUGGCCACCACGAGGUCACGAGCAGAUCUAAUGAGAACUUGCUGGAAAGCCUGGAGAUAUUUUAAACGAGAAUGACCA